CAUAGCGUCGCUCCGUCACAUUUUAUGCGCUCCCUCCCCAUCCCAGUAUGCUCUCUCCCCUUCCGAACCCGCUUCCAGCGUCGCGGGCCCCCACGACAGAGAAACCCAUCCAACCUCCGCGACCUGCAACCAGCUACCAGCCAGAAUGCCACCCUCGCUGGGGGACUCUGGAACUGCCAGUCGGCAACCCGAAAAGCCGACUUCAUCUCCGCCUACGCUUCCCACCUGUCUCUCCAGUUCCUGGCCCUCACAGAGACCUGGAUCAGCCCUGACAACUCUUCUACCCCAACCGCGCUAUCCUCCUCAUUCUCAUUCUCCCACACACCCCGGCCAUCAGGCCGUGGUGGUGGCACAGGUUUACUUCUCUCCCGCUCCUGGAAUUUCUCUGCUCUCCACUCUCACCUCUCUCUGUCCAGUUUUGAACACCACUCUGUACAUGUGACUCACCCAUCUAACCUGUUUAUUUCUGUCAUCUACCGCCCCCCAGGUCCCCUGGGAAAUUUUCUGGAAGAGCUUGACAUCCUGCUCAGCUCCUUCCCUGAGAAUGGUGCCCCCCUCAUCCUCCUCGGAGACUUCAAUAUUCACCUUGAAGCCUCCCAGUCUGCAGCCUUCCUUCCACUACUCCACUCCUUCGACCUCUCCCUCCAGCACUCUCCCCCAACCCACAAGGCUGGCAACCUCCUCGACCUCGUAUUUUUGAGGAACACCACCUGCACUGGCCUAAACGUCACCCCUCUCCAUACCUCUGAUCAUCAUUUUGUUUCCUUCUCACUCCCCCUUCCCUCCCACCCACACCCCUUCUCUCCACCCAGCCCUACUGUCUCUGUCCGCCGUAACCUGUGCGCCCUUUCUCCCUCCUCUCUUGUCCCUUGUGUCACUGCCUCCCUCCCCCCUCUUGAUGUCUUCUCUGCCCUUCCCUCUGACUCGGCCUCUGACACCCUGCUAUCAUCACUCUCCACUGCCAUUAAUACCCUCUGUCCUCUUGUCUCCAGGCCCACACGCCCAUCUCCUCCAUGCCCGUGGCUGACUGACGUUCUGCGAUCUUCCAGGACUGCCCUGCGUGCAGCAGAGCGGAACUGGAAGAAGUCUAGAAUGCCAACGGACCUCUCUGCCUACCAGUCCCUACUGAACUCCUUCUCCUCAGCAGUUGCCACUGCCAAGGCAACAUACUACCACUCUAAAAUACACAAAUCUAUUGCUAACCCCAGGCAACUGUUUUCAAUUUUCUCCUCUCUCCUCAGUAAACCCUCACCUCCAACUCAGACCUCCCUUACUGCUGAAGACUUCGCAGCCUUCUUCGAAGCAAAGGUCACACUCAUCCGCAGCUCCCUUGACCCUCCCGACUCCCACCCUUCCCUCCCCCCAUCCCCUCUAUGACCCUCCCCACAUUCUCCACCUUCUCCCCACUCUCUCUCCCUGAUGUCUCCCAACUCUUGCUCUCCCACCGUCCCACCACCUGUGCCCUUGAUCCCCUCCCCUCUACCCUCCUCCAGCUGAUCUCACCAGAGAUCAUCCCCUUCAUCGCCCACCUGAUUAACUCCUCCCUGACUUCUGGCACCUUCCCGUCAUCUUUCAAAAGAGCCCACAUCACCCCCAUUCUGAAGAAACCAACACUGGACCCCUGCCUCACCCAGAACUACAGACCGACACUCAGGUCUCCGAUCGCAUAUCCGCCUGCCUGAGUGACAUCCAGAGCUGGAUGACCAAACACCAACUCAAGCUCAACACAAGCAAAACGGAACUUCUCCAUAUUCCUUCUCUUACCUCUCCCACUUCUCAUCUGCCCAUUUCUUUAGGAGACACUCCCCUACACCCUUCGCAGAGUGCCCGAAAUCUUGGAGUUGUGCUGGACAACAGGCUGUCACUCUCUGAGAAUAUCGCGGCAACCACCCGGUCGUGCAGGUUCAUCCUGUACAAUAUCCGCAGAAUAAGACCACUCCUCACCAAUUAUUCCACACAGCUCCUGGUCCAGGCCAUGAUACUGUCACGUCUGGACUACUGCAACUCCCUCCUGGCUGGCCUCCCAGCAUCAGCCACCAGACCCCUUCAGCUCAUCCAGAAUGCAGCAGCAUGUCUGGUUUACAACCUCCCUCGUGACUCCCACGUCACUCCCCUCCUCAUCUCCCUCCACUGGCUACCAGUGCAAGCUCGCAUCCGGUUUAAGACACUGGUGCUUGCUUUCCAAGCAGUCAAGGGG
Molecule: messenger RNA, 2197 nt
Organism: Anguilla rostrata (American eel)
Lineage: Eukaryota; Metazoa; Chordata; Actinopteri; Anguilliformes; Anguillidae
Exons: 2
Coding region: 25-1377 (450 amino acids)
Molecular function (GO): catalytic activity
Source: RefSeq, a predicted model, not a curated record